CUUGUAAGAGUGUCUCACAUAUGCAAACGGAGACUCUCAACGGCCGCAAAACUCUACAUCCAUGAGCCGCCAAUUCCUCGCGCUGCUCGCAAUCAGAAUCAGUAUUUUGUGAGACUCUGACUUCGAAGCAACAACCAGCGAAGAGAUCCUACACCCGCUCGAUCAUCAGGGCCAGACAUAUCCAUCAGUUUUCAACUCAACCCUCCCAGCAGGGAGUGUGCUUCUGAAGAUCACCAUCGAACAGUUCAAGUGCUCUCUCUCUUUCUCGAGAAAUCAGUGUUAGUCCUCACGCAAGAUCACUCAAAGAAGUCCAGAGAAAACUGCUAAUUCCCAUCACCUACAAGAUCAUCAGCUAAACCACGAGAAAAAAAGAACGACCAUGGCAGUGAGCAUACGAUGGAGUGUGGCGGGUGUUGUAUGUCUUUUGGCCAUUCUUCAGCCACUUUUUGCACAAUACGAUGACUUUCCCGGACCCUACUGUGCAGAUUCCAGAUACGGAGGAUGCUGCAACAAUCGUGAGGACACAUGCUCCGUCCCAAUUUCCACAACCCUCUGCUAUUGUGACGAAUUCUGUAAUCGAACGACAAAUAGCGACUGCUGCCCAGACUACCAAAGAGUUUGUUUGGGUAUUGCACCAGAACCAGUUCUUAGGUGUCACCACAAGGGCACCUACUUCACCCAGUUUGACCCGCCCGUUAAAGAUAACUGCAACCUAUGCCGAUGCCAACCAGACGGACAAGUGCUCUGCGAUCGAGAGACUUGCCUGGUUGACGAAGAUCUCCUGCACAACAUCAACAGUGCUUCAAGAACACUAGGCUGGCGUGCAAGCAACUAUACUGAAUUCUGGGGGCGCAAGUACUCAGACGGCCUAGAUCUUCGUUUGGGAACUUUCGAACCGACCUAUCCUGUUAAAGCCAUGACACGCUUAACCAGUCGCCGUAGUGAACAUCCACGAUCUUUUGACUCUCGCGAUCAAUGGCCAGGUUUCGUGUCACGCGUCGUCGAUCAGGGUUGGUGUGGUUCAUCUUGGGCCGUUUCGACAACGUCAGUUGCAUCAGAUCGCUUUGCAAUCCUAUCAAAGGGUCGUGAAGUAGUUCAAUUGGCACCCCAGCACUUGCUUUCUUGCGUACGAAAGCAACGUGGUUGCAAUGGAGGACACCUCGAUGUAGCAUGGAACUACUUGAGAAGGGCUGGAGUUGCCGAUGAAGAGUGUUACCCCUAUGAAGCUUCACGCAAUAAGUGUAGAGUUCACCGUGGAGCAAAUCUUCUAACUCUAGGAUGUCAUUUACCAACCAAAGUUCCCCGAGAGCAUUUCUAUCAAAUGGGUCCUGCAUACUCACUCAACAAUGAGACAGACAUUAUGGGCGAAAUACAUCGUUCUGGACCUGUUCAAGCCACUAUGAGGGUCUACAGAGAUUUCUUCAGUUACUCUGGCGGAAUCUACAAACACUCGCAAUCUGACUCCGAACCAAGUGGUUUUCACUCUGUUAGGAUCGUUGGAUGGGGAGAAGAGCAGGAAGGUUAUUCAGUAACGAAAUACUGGAUCGCUGCCAAUUCUUGGGGUACUUGGUGGGGUGAAAAUGGUUACUUCCGCAUUCUGCGUGGCACCAAUGAAUGCGAAAUCGAAAACUACGUUCUAGCCUCAUGGGCAGAUGUGUUCAUAAAGGCAAAGGUCUCCUCUCAGGGCCAGAGCUUUGCUAGACGUCGCUACCGACGCCGCAACUAAAAGUGUUCUCUCAUCAUCGAAGCCAAUCUCCAGCGAAUUAGGAUUGGGUCAAAAUUCUCUGCUUCACAGCACCGAAAUUAAAAUUUCAUUUUGUCACGCGCAAUCAUGCAAACUGAGCGAAUUUAAUCAUAUUGUAUAAUGUAUUAAUUUUUCUCCAGAUCAUUGAGAAAUGUUAGAGAGCAAAAAGAAAUCUUCAUUUUCACUAUAAGAUUUUUAUUUAUACGUAGAGCGAAACGUUCAAUAUACAUAUAAAUAUAUAUAUUUUUUAAAUUAGGAUUUUGCGUCCUAUUCGCUUACGUAUGCAUCUGUGUUAUUUAUAGAUUUUUUUGUGUAAUUUAAAAUCAAGGAGGAGCAAAAUCUUAUGUACCAUAUUUUUGUAAUUUUUAUUAUAAAGUCAAUGUCAAUAUUAGUUGAAACGUUUGAUUUCCACAAGUCUAACAUAAGGAAUACAAAAUAUACAAAUAGUAGAAGCAAAAAAACAUUAAAAUCGUGUUUGAAUAACAAAGUAUUCUUUAAACAAGUAUAUGUUAGAUGUAAUUUUCAUUAAGCUGACUUAUUUUUGGAUAUUUUUAUUAUUGAAUUGAAAUCUGAUGGUUCAACUGAUUUUAGAACAUUGCCAUAAAAGUGUAUUAUAACACUCACGUCUUUAGAUUCUUAAUAAAUCUUGUUCUUUUGAA
Molecule: messenger RNA, 2403 nt
Organism: Phlebotomus papatasi
Lineage: Eukaryota; Metazoa; Arthropoda; Insecta; Diptera; Psychodidae
Gene: Swim
Exons: 4
Coding region: 380-1726 (448 amino acids)
Biological process (GO): proteolysis
Cellular component (GO): lysosome
Molecular function (GO): peptidase inhibitor activity; cysteine-type peptidase activity
Source: RefSeq, a predicted model, not a curated record